ACUACUGGAAGCCACGGGAAAUCCUACGAGCAUGGCACCCAAGGAGAGGCCUCUUGCUUCGAAGGGAGGAGGAACAGACUCUUCUCGGUAUCGCUCAGCGGCACGCAACGAAACCCCUCGUCUGACUCGCCACCAGCCGUUGGAUGAUCAGUACGAGCGCCAGAGACGCCCUGUCGGAGCACCUCCGCGAAGACGCAUCAAGUCCAGCCGCGCUUCUGGCCGUUCCAAGGGGGUUUCGCAGUCCGAGUCGACCUACUCUGAUGUUUAUUCGGCCUCACAACGCUGCCAAUCUGUCUGCUGUGAUUCGUCGGGAGAUGGGAUUGUCACAUCUUCCUUGUAUGAGAGCUCGUCGGCAGCCUUCACCCAGAGCCGGUUUCAGCUCACUCCCGAAUCGCAUUCGGGUUAUCAGGAGGAAGAGACUUCUCUUGCACAGCCUGCAGUACUCCGGCAAGAUUUUGAGUCGGAGAUCUCGGAUAGCACCAUCACCGCAGUCACCCACGAAAGGUCACGCCGUGGAAAGCAUGCGGCGCAUCGUCAUCGCCAGGAUACCAGACGGGACACCAAGCGCGACAGAAACGAAACAUCUUGCGACUAGGCGUCCGAGAUUUCUGUUCAUAUUGACGACAACACCGAUGGUUUUUAUUGCUUGG
Colletotrichum phormii is the source of this 650-nucleotide messenger RNA. RefSeq lists its product as uncharacterized. The record is from RefSeq and is a predicted model, not a curated record. The transcript has 2 exons. Bases 32 to 595 code for a protein of 187 amino acids. Lineage: Eukaryota; Fungi; Ascomycota; Sordariomycetes; Glomerellales; Glomerellaceae.